AUGCCGUCGCUUUCCGGAGAACUCGUCUGCGUCACCGGCGCCGGAGGUUUCCUCGCCUCGUGGCUCGUCAAACUUCUCCUCGAGAGGGGCUUCAGGGUCAUAGGCACUGUCAGAAAUCCAGCCAUCGACGGUUGCAAUGGCGUUUUCCACACUGCCUCUCCAGUUACUGAUGAUCCGGAGCAAAUGGUGGAGCCAGCGGUGAUCGGGACCAAGUAUGUGAUCCGUGCGGCUGCAGAAGCCAAAGUCCACCGUGUGGUGUUCACCUCGUCGAUUGGUGCGGUUUAUAUGGAUCCAAACAGAGACCCUGAGAAAGUCGUGGACGAGACUUGCUGGAGUGACCUUGAAUUUUGCAAAAACACCAAGAAUUGGUACUGCUAUGGCAAAGCAGUGGCAGAGCAAGCAGCAUGGGACACUGCCAAGGAGCUUGGGGUCGACCUGGUUGUAAUCAACCCAGUCCUCACACUUGGUCCCAUGCUUCAACAGACCGUGAAUGCCAGUGUCCUUCACAUACUCAAGUACCUAACAGGGUCCGCAAAAACCUACGCUAACUCCAUCCAGGCCUACGUGCACGUCAAGGAUGUGGCCUUAGCCCACCUACUCUUGUUCCAGACACCAGAGGCUUCCGGAAGGUACUUAUGUGCCGAGAGUGUGCUCCACCGUGGUGACGUGGUGGAGAUUCUCGCCAACUUAUUCCCAGACUAUCCUAUCCCUACCAACCUGUCGCGCCUAUCACCUCGGUUCGGCAACCUGCAGACGCCGUACGACCGCCGUGAGGGAUCCAGUGAGCAGCGACGUUUUCAGCGCAAACGAGGAAAUUUAGGCGACCUUCAGGCGGCUCGACCCGUCCCCUCAUCUUCCUCCGUCGGCGACCGCGGGGAGCAUCGGAACGCUGCCGCUUCCAUGUACUGUCUCUGCCGGUUCGCCUCUACGCCGCUGCGCCUCCUCCACUCGCUCUCCGCGUGUCGAUCUUUGUUCUCAGAUCCGGAUUUCUCGUCCCAAGUCUCGUCCCUCAUUUCCACACAAAAAUGGUCACAGCUCAAACCCUUAGUAGAAUCAUCCAGCCCAACCGAUUUCCUCCAUCAGCUCCUCAAUCUCGAGAGCUUCAGCUCGGACAAUGCACUAUCCUUCUUCAAAUGGUCCCAGCAAGCUUUCGGCCUAACCCACUCUAUCGAACACCACUCCAAGCUCUUUAUUCUGCUCGCCAAUGACAAAAAGUACCCCAAAAUCAGAUCAUUCCUGCAUUCGCUUUUGAAGCAGAGGAAGGAUAUAUCUGUUUCCGCUUUCUGCCACGCGCUCUCCACUGUCAGCGACAAUUCAUGUGCUAACAACAUCGUUCUAGACAUGUUCGUGAAUUCCUGCUUGAAAAACGGGAAGCUUGAGCUGGCGCUCGAGUUUUUCAGGCGGGCUGGGGAAUAUGGGUUCAAGCUGUCUGUGCUUUCGUGUAAUCAGAUGUUGGCUGCAUUUGUGAAGGAUGGCAAAGCAGGGAUUGUGGAUUUCAUAUACAAAGAGGUGGUUAGGAGGAGGAUCCGUCCAAAUCUGGUCACUUUCAAUACCGUGGUCAACGGGUUCUGCAAGGCAGGGAAGCUUAACCGGGCGGGUGAUAUAUUGGAGGACAUCAAGAUAAAUGGGCGGGUGCCGAAUGUGGUCACCUAUAAUGUGUUGAUCGAUGGGCACUGCAAGAGGGGUGGGCCUGGGAGAAUGCACAAAGCUAAUGCAUUGUUUAAAGAAAUGGUGACGAAAGGUGUGUCCCCAGAUGCUAUCACGUAUAACACUCUCAUUCAUGGGUUUUGCAUGGACGAUAAUGUGGUUGCAGGUGUUAGAUUGCUUCAAGAGAUGAAAGACCAGGGCUUGAGGCCUAAUUUGGUCACUUAUAAUUCGUUGAUCCACGGAUACUGUAGGGAUGCAAAAUUUGACGAGGCCUUGGCUCUGAGAGGUGAAAUGUUGGAAUCAGGCUUGGAACCGAAUAUUGUCACUUAUAAUGAGUUCAUCCAUGGGUACACAAAGAAAGGAAUGCUGAGGGAGGCCAGGGAGUUGUUUGAUGAUACCGUGAGUGGAGGGGCUGUUUCUGCUAAUAUUUUGACGUAUAAUACCAUGAUACAUGGGUACUGCACAGCGGGCCAAAUGGAGCAAGCUGUGGCUCUAUUUGGUUCAAUGCUGGAUAAAAAGGUCUCUCCCAAUGUCUCGACCUACAAUGGCUUGAUCGGUGGGUAUUAUAAGUCUGGGAACCCGGACGAAGCCCUGAAGCUUGUGGCGGAGAUGGAGGAGAAGGGCUUGAAAGCCGAUGUCAUGACCUACACAAUAAGGAUAAGCGCUGUAUGCCAGAGGCUCGAGAUGAGAAAGGCAGUUAGGUUGCUUGAUGAGAUGUGGAGAAGAGGAGUGAACCCAAGUCACGUGACGUACAAUGCCAUUAUAGCUGGUUAUAUGAAGCAGGGGCAGAGCAUGGGAGCUUUGGCUGUGAAGAGAAGGAUGGAGAAAGAGGGCAAGCGGCCGAAUGUGGUGACAUAUAAUGUAUUGAUCAGGGGAUUUUGUGAGGGUGACAAAAUGGAAGAGGCGAAUAGGUUCCUGAACGAGAUGUUGGAGAAAGGUUUAGUGCCUAAUAAGAUCACUUAUGAGAUAAUUAAGGCGGGAAUGGUGGAGAAGGGAUUCAUGCCAGACAUAGAUGGGCAUCUUCAUAAUCAUUCAGCUAAAUCUUAG
This is a messenger RNA of Striga hermonthica, 2694 nucleotides long. NCBI's taxonomy places the organism in Eukaryota, Viridiplantae, Streptophyta, Magnoliopsida, Lamiales, Orobanchaceae. The record is from the annotation of a GenBank genome assembly.